Molecule: messenger RNA, 683 nt
Organism: Coregonus clupeaformis (lake whitefish)
Lineage: Eukaryota; Metazoa; Chordata; Actinopteri; Salmoniformes; Salmonidae
Product: versican core protein
Molecular function (GO): signaling receptor activity
Source: RefSeq, a predicted model, not a curated record
AUGGAGCCACCUGUAUGGACGGAGUCAACUCCUUCAGCUGUGUGUGUCUGCCCAGCUAUGCAGGACAGCUCUGUGAACAAGACACAGAGGUGUGUGAGUAUGGCUGGCAGAAGUUUGAGAGCCAUUGUUAUAAGUACAUCACCCACCGUCGGACCUGGGACGCCGCCGAGAGAGACCAAGGAGUGUCCAAGGCCCACCUAGCCAGUGUCCUGUCACAGGAGGAGCAGCUGUAUGUCAACCGUCUGGGCCAUGACUACCAGUGGAUCGGUCUGAACGACAAGAUGUAUGAGAGAGACUUCCGCUGGACAGACGGCAGCAUCAUGCAAUAUGAGCACUGGCGUCCCAACCAGCCAGACAGUUUCUUCCAGUCUGGAGAGGACUGCGUGGUGAUGAUCUGGCACGAGGGAGGACAGUGGAACGAUGUACCCUGCAACUACCACCUCACCUUCACCUGCAAGAAGGGCACAGUCUCUUGCAGCCAGCCCCCAGUAGUGAAGGAUGCCUGUGUGUUUGGUUCUAUGAAGCCUCGUUAUGAGAUCAACACUCUGGUUCGUUACCACUGUAAAAACGGCUUCAUACAGAGACAUGUCCCCACUAUCCGCUGCCGUGACAACGGCCAAUGGGACAGCCCAAAGAUCACCUGCAUGAGCCGUGAGUACCGUCCACUUCCGCUGUCUCAAUGA